AUGGCCUCGUAUUUUGGCUACGCUGUCGCAGUGACUGACAUCAACAACGAUGGGCUCGAUGAUGUUCUGGUCGGGGCUCCGAUGUACAUGGAGCGAGUGCCCGGGGGCCGGCUGCAGGAGGUUGGACGUGUCUACGUUUAUUUGCAGACCGGCCUCUUGGAAUACAAGGUCCAUCAGAACCUGACGGGUACAGACAUCUACGGUCGCUAUGGGACGUCGGUGGCGGGGUUGAGAGACCUGGACCAGGACGGAUUCAAUGAUGUGGCAGUAGGUGCCCCUUAUGCUGGCGACAAGAGCCAGGGCCUGGUCUACAUCUACAACGGGCGGCCUGAUGGCCUCAACAGUACCCCAUCCCAAAUCCUGGUGGGCAUGUGGGCCAGUGCCAGCAGUGUGCCAGCCAGUUUUGGAUUCUCAGCGCGGGGAGCGAUGGACCUCGAUAUGAAUGGGUACCCAGAUGUGAUUGUUGGGGCUUUUGGUGUUGACCGUGCUGUUGUUUACAGGGCUCGGCCGAUUGUCUGGGCAAGUGCCAGUUUGAAAGUGAGCCCCCCGGUCUUCAACCCUGAGGAGAAGGGGUGCACCAUAAAUGGCACUGACAUCCAGGUCACAUGCAUCAAUGUCAGCUUUUGCCUCAGUGCCUCUGGGAAACACGUGCCAGAGUGGAUUGGUGAGUACCAGGACAGGACAACGAACAAAGAACAUUCCAAUUUUCAGAGAACAAAACCCACACUUUCAAAACAGACGUCUGAAACCGGAAAAAAGAAACUCCAGGGGGACCAUUCAUUUCCAGCAGCCAUCAUGGUUCACAAGGCACAUUCAACGGAAACACAAGGGACAGAGGACUCAAUGAUAGCAGCAAUCUGA
Chiloscyllium plagiosum (whitespotted bambooshark) is the source of this 861-nucleotide messenger RNA. The record is from RefSeq and is a predicted model, not a curated record. NCBI's taxonomy places the organism in Eukaryota, Metazoa, Chordata, Chondrichthyes, Orectolobiformes, Hemiscylliidae.